Messenger RNA from Cephus cinctus (wheat stem sawfly), 1632 nucleotides. RefSeq names its product lysosomal Pro-X carboxypeptidase. The transcript is spliced from 7 exons. The record is from RefSeq and is a predicted model, not a curated record. NCBI's taxonomy places the organism in Eukaryota, Metazoa, Arthropoda, Insecta, Hymenoptera, Cephidae. Gene Ontology annotation, molecular function: dipeptidyl-peptidase activity; serine-type exopeptidase activity. The coding region runs from base 31 to 1506 and encodes 491 amino acids. Gene Ontology annotation, biological process: proteolysis.
GAACUGUUAGUUCUUCAGUAGCGCUUCGCCAUGGCAGCCAGUCGAGCGUUUAUUUUGAUUUUAUUUCUGAUUUACCAUUCCGCGAUCGGAUUGAAAUAUAAUACUAAACCCGAAAUUCUACGAUCACUGUUAUCUUCUGGAAAAACAGUUGAAAACAACACAUAUAUAUAUAAGACCAAAACAUUUGAAGUUCUUGUGGACCAUUUUAGCUUUAGCGUUACGGAUACAUUUAAGUUACGUUACCUUGUGAAUGAUACAUGGCAGAGGGGUAACAAUGCACCCAUUUUCUUUUAUACUGGAAACGAAGGUUUCAUCGAAACUUUUGCACAAAAUACGGGCUUGAUGUGGGAUAUUGCUCCACAAUUUGGCGCCUUACUUAUUUUUGCAGAGCAUCGUUAUUACGGAGAGUCAAUGCCUUUCGGUAAUAAAUCAUUCUCCGAUGCUAAACAUAUGGGAUAUUUAACAUCUCAGCAAGCUAUGGCCGAUUACAUUGAUUUAAUUAAUUAUUUAAGAUCUGAUACAAAAACGAAACACAGCCCAGUGAUUGUUUUUGGUGGUUCUUACGGUGGAAUGUUGAGUGCUUGGAUACGUAUGAAAUAUCCGCAUAUUGUCCAAGGAGCAAUCGCAGCCUCUGCACCUAUAUUACAAUUUUCGGGUGUCACUCCUUGUGAGGCUUUUGCACGUAUUGUCACUUCAGACUUCAGAGCAGCUCAUCAUGAAUGUUCAAACCUCAUACGAAAAUCAUGGUACACAAUUACAAACGUGACAUCGAGCGACGAGGGGAAAAAAUGGUUUAAAGAAAAUUGGAAGUUAUGCUCUCCAUUGGUGAAUGCGACUCACGUGAGAGCCUUGAAAAGCUGGCUUUCAGAUAUAUAUGGGAAUUUGGCUAUGGUCAAUUAUCCAUAUGAAGCGAAUUUCCUGGCUCCGUUGCCUGGAUAUCCUAUUACAGCUGUUUGUAAACAUCUCGUAGAACCGAAAUUAGAAGGAAAACCUCUUUUAUUGGCUUUGAAAAAAGCUAUCAAUGUCUAUACUAAUUUUACCGGUAAAACUGAAUGCUUAUCCAUUGAUAAUGCAGCGCCAAAUUUAGGUGAUAUUGGUUGGUCAUAUCAGGCAUGCACAGAAAUGGUUAUGCCAAUGUGUAAUGAUGGCAUCAAUGACAUGUUUGAACCUGAACCGUGGGAUUUUAAAGAAUAUAGCGAUCAAUGUUAUAAAGAUUAUAAUAUCAGACCUCGUCUGGAUUUAGCCUGCACAGAGUAUGGUUGCAAAGAUCUUUCUGCAGCCACGAACAUUGUUUUUAGUAAUGGUCUGCUGGAUCCUUGGUCGAGCGGCGGAGUGUUUAGAAAUCUUUCUUCAUCCACAUCUGUUAUAAUAAUACCGGAAGGUGCACACCAUCUUGAUUUAAGAGCAAGUAACCCUCGUGAUCCAGUCAGUGUUAUUAAUGCUCGAAAAUAUCAUCGAUCCGCCAUUAAGAAAUGGAUCAAGGAAUACCGUGAUAAGUUUGCAUGAUCUCAAUAUACGACUGUUUUUAUCAAUUAUUACUAUCGUUUUUAACUAUUUUUAUAUUAUAAUACUAUAACAUUGCUUGAUAAUUUGACUCGUACCAUUCAUGAAUAAACUGAAUUAUUAAUAUUU